Molecule: messenger RNA, 741 nt
Organism: Plasmodium coatneyi
Lineage: Eukaryota; Apicomplexa; Aconoidasida; Haemosporida; Plasmodiidae
Exons: 1
Coding region: 1-741 (246 amino acids)
Source: RefSeq, a predicted model, not a curated record
AUGGGUGGCCACGGAGGGCUAAACAUCCUGCCGCAGAAAAAGUGGAACGUUUACAGGAAGGAUAGGCAGUUUAAGGUGAAUUAUGACGAAAACAAACUUAUAAAGGAAGAAGAAAAAAAAGUGAGAAAAAAAAAUGAGCAGGCAUUCGAAAACACCAUCAGUCAGCUGAAGCAGAACGUGCAUCAGGGUAAAACGCACCAAGGCGAUGCCUACCAAAACAACCAAAAUGGGAAGAACAAUCACUGUGAACACAUUAACCUAUUUGCAGAAGAGGAAAAAGAAAUAAAUGAAAGGAACAAAAAGCAUGAAGAAUUUUUAAUCAAAAAAGGACACUACAUUUAUAACGAUAAAAAUUUUAAUGGAGAAAAUUGUAUCUAUGACAAAACAAGUAAUGCAAAAAUUGUUUCCGAUUUUGACAAAAUUAAGUUAAGUCAAAAUGAGUGGUAUUUGAGGAGACAGAGCAGCAUUUUUGCGAAGACGAAUGAGUUGAAGGAGCUAAAGGCGGGGAAUAGGGAUGAUGACCCUUUUUGUGACAAGGCUUAUCAGAGACAAACUGACCACCUGAGGAGAAGCGACUCGUCAGAAAGUGACACACAUCGGCACGGGAAAAAGUUAAAACGUAGAGAUAGAAAAAGGAACAAGGAAAAGGAGAAGAAAAAGAAGUAUGACCAUAUCAAGAAACUUAUAAAAUAUAAGAAAGACAAGGAAAAAAGGGAAAGGAAAAAAAGCCGCAAAAGGUGA